AUGUCUGAUCGUAAUCGCCCCCGCAAAAAUCGUUUGAAAGGAAAGGCCAAGAAACUGCCUGAUCGCCUCAUGGACGCGAAUCACCCCCAUGAUGAACGCCCUGGCGGUUUGAAAUUGGAGUUCAUUACGCCCAUGCCCGCGCCCGCAGAUGGCAUCCUGCCAACGAGAUCUAGCUUGACGUCUACAAGGGCGCCUGAAGUUACGGGAGAGGGUACCUCGCUGAAUGUAAUGCAGGGCACGCACAACUUUGUUAUAAGGGAUUCCAAUUUCUAUGAUGCUCAAAAGAUUGAGGUUCAUGAACAUCGGUGUCAAGAUUCCAUCGAAAAACUCAAUCACGAAAUGACAUCAUAUAAAACUCGACAGUCGUCUUACGGCGACCCCACCGGCUGCAUGCAAGGAACCCGCGUAAAGGUCCUCGAACAAUUGGACACUUGGGCCUCGGACGCCAAUAGCAGCAGGGUGUAUUGGAUGGUAGGUAUGGCGGGAAUCGGAAAAUCGACCAUCGCGCACAUGUUCUGUGAGCAUCUCGAGGCGAAAAACAUUCUUGGCGGCAGUUUCUUUGCUUCUCGAGCAUCGGAGAAAACUAGGAACGCACGCCUUAUUAUUCCUGUUAUUGCACAUUCGCUGGCUAGAGCUUCACCUGCUAUCAAAGUUGAGGUUGUCAAGGCCAUUGAGGACGACCCUACUCUGGCGGAACCAACCUAUUCUAACAUGAAGGAGCAGUUCAAGCAGCUGGUUUAUAAUCCUGUUCGAACGACCAUCGGCCCGGUCGUGGUGGAUAAAGUUGUCGUUAUUGAUGCCGCUGAUGAAUGUGCCAACCUUGAAGUUGUCGCGCUGUUCAUUAAACUUGUUCUUGAAUGGGCGUCAAAAAUUCCGCUCAAGAUAUUCCUAGCCAGCCGAGUUGAGAAUCGGAUUCGCACUGCCUUCAGGUCUACUAGUGAUAGCAUUCGAGGGUACUUCUAUCUCCAUGACAUUGAGAAGGAUGUAGUCCAGAACGAUAUCCGGAUAUAUCUCAGGACAUCAUUAGCCGGCAUCAAGAAUGAUGAACUGUCCAGUCUUGUCACAAGUUCCGGCAGGCUCUUCAUUUACGCAGCCACUGCCAUUCAUUAUAUCACCAACGGCGGUGGGGACUAUAAGCGCCGUCUUUCCGCAAUGCUGAGCCAUGGCCAGAAAUCCAUCAACAAGUUUGAAACUGAGAUCGAUUCUCUCUAUGUUCAUGUAUUGGAAAAGGUCUGUGAAGACAAGGAGCUGGAUGAAGUUGAAGAUAUGAGAAAUGUCUUGUCCAUCACCAUAUUCCUUCAAAAUCCAUUGUUGAUGGAAGCCAUCACAUCUCUAUCACCGGAAAGUGACGUGCAGUUGUACUUGUCAUGGCUCACCUCUGUUAUUCACAUUCCUGACCAACCUGGGGCUGUGGUCGCUCCAUUCCAUGCCUCAUUUCCUGACUUCAUUACCAAUCCAGUCCGGUGUUCUCCUGAGCGUUGCCCAUCAUUCCCUUCGCUGGUUGCUUCUGAGGGUCAUACACUGAUUGCUCUUAAAUGUUUAAUGCUGAUGAACAACUCACUGAAGUACAACAUAUGUGAAGUCCCCAAACAAUUGACAUUGUCGCGCAGAGACAGGGCCAACUCUCCAGAGAGCAUUGGCAAAAUUUCUGAAGUGCUCAAAUACUCAUGCACCUAUUGGGCUGCUCAUUUAGCAGAGGUCAAGAAAUUUGACCCUAUACUUGUUGACGCUCUUCGCAUUUUUCUGCACAAGCAUCUUUUGCACUGGAUAGAGUGUCUCAGCAUACUGGGUGAGCUGCAAACAGGACUGAAAUCCCUGGGUGGUGUAAUCACUGUUUUAUUGGCCUUCAAAUUCCAUGACUUUCAGUUACUUGUUUAUGAUGCCCCCUGGUGUUUACAAAUGAACUUUGAAGCUGUCCAGAAACAUUGCAUGGAGAUCUAUGAGUCUGCACUUAUUUGGAUUCCACAGAAUUCAUCGAUACGCAAGACCUACACUGCCAAUGUCAGCAGAGUUCCAAAAGUGACUCUUGGAUUAUCAGACUUGUGGGACCCUGCAGAGCUGAUUAUGCAAAAUGGGUCAUGGGUACUAUCUGUCAGAUUCUCACAAGAUGGCAGCCGAGUUGUCUCUGGAUUGUAUGACGACACUGUCCGAAUUUGGAAUGUGAUGACAGGUGAGGUGGAGGCUGAGCUGAAGGGCCACACAGAUUGGGUGAACUCUGUCGCAUUCUCACAGGAUGGCAGCCGAGUUGUCUCUGGAUCAGAUGACAAAAUGGUCCGAAUUUGGAAUGUGAUGACAGGUGAGGUGGAGGCUGAGCUGAAGGGCCACACAGAUUGGGUGAACUCUGUCACAUUCUCACAGGAUGGCAGCCGAGUUGUCUCUGGAUCAGAUGACAAAAUGGUCCGAAUUUGGAAUGUGAUGACAGGUGAGGUGGAGGCUGAGCUGAAGGGCCACACAGAUUGCGUGAACUCUGUCACAUUCUCACAGGAUGGCAGCCGAGUUGUCUCUGGAUCAAAAGACAAAAUGGUCCGAAUUUGGAAUGUGAUGACAGGUGAGGUGGAGGCUGAGCUGAAGGGCCACACAGGUGGGGUGAAGUCUGUCGCAUUCUCGCAGGAUGGCAGCCGAGUUGUCUCUGGAUCAGAAGACAAAACAGUCCGAAUUUGGAAUGUAACCACAGGCGAGGUGGAGGCUGAGCUGAAGGGCCACACAUAUUCAGUGAAUUCUGUUGCAUUCUCGCAGGAUGGCAGCUGA
Messenger RNA from Laccaria bicolor S238N-H82, 2748 nucleotides. RefSeq names its product WD-40 repeat-containing protein. The record is from RefSeq and is a predicted model, not a curated record. Gene Ontology annotation, molecular function: dynein complex binding; microtubule plus-end binding. The coding region runs from base 1 to 2748 and encodes 915 amino acids. Lineage: Eukaryota; Fungi; Basidiomycota; Agaricomycetes; Agaricales; Hydnangiaceae. The transcript has 5 exons. Gene Ontology annotation, biological process: establishment of mitotic spindle orientation; vesicle transport along microtubule; microtubule organizing center organization. Gene Ontology annotation, cellular component: microtubule associated complex; kinetochore; nuclear envelope.